This is a messenger RNA of Chrysochloris asiatica (Cape golden mole), 2136 nucleotides long. It is a transcript of the gene HNRNPH3, whose product is annotated as heterogeneous nuclear ribonucleoprotein H3 (2H9). The transcript is spliced from 9 exons. Gene Ontology annotation, molecular function: RNA binding. Gene Ontology annotation, biological process: regulation of RNA splicing. The coding region runs from base 13 to 1023 and encodes 336 amino acids. Gene Ontology annotation, cellular component: ribonucleoprotein complex; nucleoplasm. Lineage: Eukaryota; Metazoa; Chordata; Mammalia; Afrosoricida; Chrysochloridae. The record is from RefSeq and is a predicted model, not a curated record.
AACGGUAUUGAGAUGGAUUGGGUUAUGAAACAUAAUGGUCCAAAUGACGCUAGUGAUGGGACAGUACGACUUCGUGGACUGCCAUUUGGUUGCAGCAAAGAGGAAAUAGUUCAGUUCUUUCAAGGGUUGGAAAUCGUGCCAAAUGGGAUAACAUUGACGAUGGACUACCAGGGGAGAAGCACAGGGGAGGCCUUCGUGCAGUUUGCUUCAAAGGAGAUAGCAGAAAAUGCUCUGGGGAAACACAAGGAAAGAAUAGGGCACAGGUAUAUUGAGAUCUUCAGAAGUAGCAGGAGUGAAAUCAAAGGAUUUUAUGACCCACCAAGAAGAUUGCUGGGACAGCGACCGGGACCAUAUGAUAGACCCCUAGGAGGCAGAGGAGGGGGUUAUUAUGGAGCGGGGCGUGGAAGUUAUGGAGGUUUUGACGACUAUGGUGGCUAUAAUAAUUAUGGCUAUGGAAACGAUGGCUUUGAUGACAGGAUGAGAGAUGGAAGAGGUAUGGGAGGACAUGGUUAUGGUGGAGCUGGUGAUGCAAGUUCAGGUUUUCAUGGUGGUCAUUUUGUACAUAUGAGGGGGUUGCCUUUUCGUGCAACUGAAAACGACAUUGCUAAUUUCUUCUCACCACUAAACCCAAUACGAGUUCACAUUGAUAUUGGAGCUGAUGGCAGAGCAACAGGAGAAGCAGAUGUAGAGUUUGUGACACAUGAAGAUGCAGUAGCUGCCAUGUCUAAGGAUAAGAAUAACAUGCAACAUCGAUACAUUGAACUCUUCUUGAAUUCUACUCCUGGAGGUGGCUCUGGAAUGGGAGGUUCUGGAAUGGGAGGCUACGGCAGAGAUGGAAUGGAUAAUCAGGGAGGUUACGGAUCUGUUGGAAGAAUGGGAAUGGGGAACAAUUACAGUGGUGGAUAUGGUGCUCCUGAUGGCUUGGGUGGUUAUGGUCGUGGUGGCGGUGGAGGUGGCGGUGGCAGUGGGGGAUACUAUGGACAAGGCGGUAUGAGUGGAGGUGGAUGGCGUGGAAUGUACUGAAUCAUAACAACAUAUAAGUCCUGACAACAGCAUCUGGUCUACUAGACUUUCUUACAGAUUUCAUUUCUUUUGUAUUUUAAGAACUUUAUAAUGACUGAAGGAAUGUGUUUUCAAAAUAUUAUUUGGUAAAGCAACAGAUUGUGAAGGGAAGAUCUGUUUCUGUAGGUUUUAUUUGUUGCAUACUUUGACUUAAAAAUAAAUUUUUAUAUUCAAACCACUGAUGUUGAUACUUUUUAUAUAUGUGCUGCCUUGAUAAGAUUUGGGUUGAUGUAUUUUACUAUUAGCUCUCUACAAGUAGUAGCAUAGUGUCAUUUUAGAGCUAACAGUUCAGCUUUGCAGAAAUCUGGAAUAGAUAGUUUGAAGAAUAGUGUAACUUUUUCCUUUAAUUUCUACUGGAUAAUACUGUAAAUAUAAAACCUAAAGAUGAGUUUAGGUGACUUCAGGAGUAUGAAUCCAGCUAAUUCUAUAUUCUUUUUCAGGUGUCAUUUAUCAGCACUGAAAUAUUGAUGAUGGUCUAACAGGUAUCUGGACUUCUACAUAUUCAUAAUUGUGGAGUAUGGGAGUAUUGGGAAUUUAAAUUCUAUCCAUAGAUUGUAGACUAUAUUCCCCUCAGCACUUGACUGAAGUACCAAAAAAUGUUUUCUAAAGAGUGAUGACACAUUUGUAAGUUAUCGCAAGAUGUCUUAGAGUAGGUUAAUAAGGUUCCCUGUAACAUGGAAAGUCAGCAUAAAUACAUAGGUAUUUACUGUGGAGUGAGUGUAAGUCACAAAUGUAUCUUCAGUUUCCUGCCCAAUAGUGAAAGCGUAUGAUUUUAAAAUAAUUGUGUAAGUGAGUACUUAAAAAAAUGUAAGACCAUAAGUCCAUGUCAUAGUCUUAAUUAAAAUGAGUCAUGCCGUUGGAUUUUUGCGUCUUAAUUAACAUCUGCUUAGAGUUUUAGAGUCAUUGUGUUUAAUAUGUAGCAAGGGAAAGGUGCUUUUUACUUCAUCCCUUUGAUCAAUAUGGUAUUUUCCAAUUUGGCUAAUGGAUAAAAAUGGAAACGUAUUGAUGUAAAAUCAGUUAUUGAACUUGUUACUUGUUUUUGCUAGAAAUGUUAUUAAUGUAAUAAAUAUUAAU